CACAAAAGUAUACACCUUCACACACAUGGUUACGGUCUUUAAAAAAAGAAGACACCUGUACCAUGUCAGAAAUAGAGUUGAAAUGUAUUACAUUUUGAGUUUGGAUCUCAAUAUUAAACUUUAUAUGCAUCACAGAAGACUGAAAUAUAACAAAACAGUUUGACAUAGAAACCUGCUUUUUUGAGUCAUUUUUGGGGGGGGAUUAAUUAUGAAAAAUAGAUGGCAAUUUGGUCAUUUGACUGCAGGAAAGGAUUUUAAUGUGUUCAUCUCAAAUGAGUUCAAACUAAAUAGAGAGUAGGCCUAAUGUAGUAGACCUAGUACAAUGUAUAAACCAUAAACCCACACAUUUGCUUAACACACGAAUGUGACUUAACCACACAUGGCUUAACACACAUGAAUGUGAGUUAAGAGGCACGUGAAUUACCCCAUCUAAUGCGAUUUAUAUAAAUCUCUGACGAACCCGAAUUGCAUAACUUGCCCCAAAAGCUCCUAGUUCAUUAUUUCCCUGUAAAUAUGCUGUGUCUGCCCGAGGCCAACCAUAAUUUCAACAAUCCACAGGCCAAAACAGUGGCCAGUCGGUAAGAAUUGAUUGAUAACAUUUGUAUUGAGAUUGUCUAUUUUGUGAAAACUUUUAAAGUAUUGCGUGGAUAAGUUUUUGGCAAAUGGUUCAAUUAUUCAUGUGAUUUUUCUCAUGACACAGGUAGUUAUUAGAUCAUAGCAGAUAAUUGGUCAAAUGGCAGUUGUAUUCCACUUUUGUUUUUCUUUACAGUGGUCGGUGCUAGUGAUUCUCCAGGGACCCUUUGGCUGUUUCAUCUGCAGUUGAAGAGAUGGAGAGAUUAGUUUUCUUGUUCUCUCUGAUGGCCCUUGUAGUCCUUCACUGCAUGAACACCACUCCAGACUUCCAAGAGCCUGUUGUGAUACUGCAGAUUGGUAUUGCAGUGUUGGUGGUGGUGUGGUUCUUCUAUUUCCUUAUCACCCGACGCAACCCGCCCAAAGACACCCUUUUCUAUGUGUUUGCUGAGUUUUCCUUCACUUGUGUCAUUGACCUUGUGAGUGCUAUGGAACAUGAUGGUUUUAUUUCCGGGUUUAUGGAAUUCUACCAGAAAACGGGAGAGCCCUAUCUGGGUACAGCCUAUGCCAUCAUGAUGUGCUACUGGGAUGGAAUAGUGCAUUUCAUCAUGUACCUCAUGAUGAUACAGCGCUUAUGGAACAGCAAGUCUUACCGCACCCUGGGUCUCUUCUGGGCAGGAUCGUUGUUUGCCAACAUGAGUGUCUUUGUGACAGGAAUUGUUGUAGGUAAAUUUGGAUCAGAUAUCCGUCCCGCCUUCUGGCUCAACAUGCCCUUCCUAAUGCUUCCAAUAUGGGGUGCGAUCAAGCUGUUCAACCAGCCCAAGAAUGGGCCAACCCUCGGUGGAUACAGGGCCCACUAUGAUCAGAGUUUUAAUCUCAUCUGGCGCCCUACAGACCUUUUCCUGGUGCUGCUGCUACUGGGGGCCAUGGCCUUCACUCUCUUCAGGGGCUUGGUAGCUCUUGACUCCCCUCUAGAGGCCUGUACCAUCUACCUCCGCCAGUACGAGCCCUAUCUGAAGGACCCGGUGGGCUACCCCAAGGUUAUGAUGUUGCACUUCCUGUUCUACAUGCUGCCUAUGCUGGGUGCCUUCAUCUACGGACUCGUAGUGCCUGGCUGCACCUGGAUGCCUGACUGGACUGUAUUCGUUGCUGGAGGCGUUGCCCAGUGUCAGUGGGCCCACAUUGGGGCAUCCCUCCACCCACGUACAGUGGCCCCAUUCCGGAUCCCAGACGAGGCCUUCCUGGCUGUCCUGGCAGCCAACCUGCUGUACGCUGUGAUCCCCUCACUCAUCGCCAUGCGCUGCACCAGUAACACCAACUUCUUCUUGACCGUCACUAAACUUCCUGGGAUGGAGGGGAUGCCCUGGGUUCCUGAUGCUGACACCCUAGUCGAGAAGAAACACAAUUAAAGUUUACAUACUAAUAA
This is a messenger RNA of Salvelinus fontinalis (brook trout), 1996 nucleotides long. RefSeq names its product transmembrane 6 superfamily member 2b (gene tm6sf2b). Gene Ontology annotation, biological process: regulation of lipid metabolic process; lipid homeostasis. The transcript is spliced from 10 exons. Lineage: Eukaryota; Metazoa; Chordata; Actinopteri; Salmoniformes; Salmonidae. Bases 828 to 1979 code for a protein of 383 amino acids. Gene Ontology annotation, cellular component: endoplasmic reticulum membrane; endoplasmic reticulum-Golgi intermediate compartment membrane. The record is from RefSeq and is a predicted model, not a curated record.